AUGCACACUCCGUUGCUCGCUUAUCAGGCCCUGGAAACGCCGGCCCAACAUUUGGGACCCGAAAAGCCCCGGGGCCCUAUCGCCCAGUCGCACCCCGCCCAUCUCGCCUGCGCCACGGUGAACGCCGAGCAGCGUGACAAUCUGGUCAUGGCCCCCGUGGCCACGUGGUUGGACGCGUUGACGGAACGGUCCAAGCAGUUGAAGGACGGCAAGACCUUGGACUCGUACAGCUACAUGAACCCAAAAACUACCAAGGUUUCCGAGAGAACACGCAGCGAGUCGUUCUCGUACGUGGCUCUCCCGUUCAAGGACGACAAGUGGCUUUGUGACUCGUACAUCAACGCGUUUGGCCGCUUGCGCGUGGGCCAGAUGUUCCAGGACUUAGACGCGUUGGCCGGCCGCAUUGCCUACAAGCACUGUGCCCCCGCGGAACCCGUGAACGUGACCGCGUCGGUUGAUCGCAUUCUCAUGUUGCGGAAGGUGGACGAGAUCCAGAACUACAACUUCGUGUUGGCCGGUGCGGUUUCGUGGACAGGCCGCUCGUCCAUGGAGAUCACCGUCAAGGGUUACGCGUUCGAGGACCUGGUGCCUACCGAGUUCACCGAGGCAGACUUGCCCUCGGACAAGGUGUUCUUGACCGCCAACUUCACCUUCGUUGCGAGGAACCCAUUGACACACAAGUCCUUUGCCAUCAACCGCUUGCUCCCCGUCAGCGAGCAGGAGUGGAUCGACUACAGACGGGCAGAGUCCUACAACGCCAAAAAGAAGUUGGCUGCCAAGAACAGCUCCAUCAUUGAGCCCAGCGACGAAGAAACCCGCCUCGUGCACGACAUGUGGAAAGCGUCCAAGCAGCUUGGCGCGCCAAGUGAAAACCUCAAGCUCAUGAAGAACUCGAAGUUCACCUCCACGUUGUUCAUGCAGCCCCAGUACCGGAACAGGCACUCGUACAUGAUUUUUGGUGGCUACCUCUUGCGUCAGGCUUUCGAGUUGGCGUACUGCGCCGCCGCCGCGUUCACCUCCGCGGGUCCACGGUUCGUUUCCUUGGACUCCACAACAUUCAAAGCCCCUGUUCCGGUCGGCUCUGUCUUGUCCAUGGACGCCUCGGUCUCAUACACCGAGCACUUGCUGGACAGCACCAGCGCCUCCAAGCUGAAGUCGCCUUUUAACUUGCCUCCCACAAACAAGAUCUCGAAAAAUCCUGAAGCAUUCUUGCUGGAGCCAGGCACCUUGGUCCAAGUAAAGGUGGAUACUCACAUCACGAAUUUGGACUCGUCUGAGUCGAAGGAGUGUGGUUGUUUCAUCUACUCGUUCUUCGUGCCGGGAAGCUCUAGCAAACACCCUCUUGCCUCGGUGGUUCCGCAGACUUAUUCCGAGAUGAUGGACUAUGUUGAGGGUAGAAGAAGAGCACACGACACUGCCAACUACGUCGAUGCCAUUUCUAGUUAG
Metschnikowia bicuspidata var. bicuspidata NRRL YB-4993 is the source of this 1446-nucleotide messenger RNA. RefSeq lists its product as uncharacterized. The coding region runs from base 1 to 1446 and encodes 481 amino acids. Gene Ontology annotation, biological process: acyl-CoA metabolic process. NCBI's taxonomy places the organism in Eukaryota, Fungi, Ascomycota, Pichiomycetes, Serinales, Metschnikowiaceae. Gene Ontology annotation, molecular function: fatty acyl-CoA hydrolase activity. Gene Ontology annotation, cellular component: mitochondrion. The transcript has 2 exons. The record is from RefSeq and is a predicted model, not a curated record.